This is a messenger RNA of Penicillium maclennaniae, 963 nucleotides long. Its product is annotated as HMG-box domain-containing protein. The record is from RefSeq and is a predicted model, not a curated record. Lineage: Eukaryota; Fungi; Ascomycota; Eurotiomycetes; Eurotiales; Aspergillaceae. The coding region runs from base 1 to 963 and encodes 320 amino acids. The transcript has 3 exons.
AUGUCUCUACAGUGGACUCGAGCGGGUCCUUUGCGACACCUGCGCCUCGGCGCCACCUUCUCUCCUACUCGCGUGAUCGCCGUGCAGAACCAGCUCCGCAACUUAUCUUUGUCGGCAGAGCCUCGAUCGAAGAGUUCGCAGAUCGGCUCCUUUUCAGCAUUUAUUUCCCAGACUCGUGCAUUGUCGACCAGGACCGCGGCAGAGACUGCGGCAGAGACCGAGAGCGCAAAGCCCAAGCGUGGACGCCCGCCGGGCUCUACGAAGGCAGCCGGCUCGAAUGGAAAAGCUCCUAAGAAGGCGGCCGCCAAGGCCAAGAAGCCGAAGAAGCAAUUGACCGACAAGCAAAAGGAGGACAAGGCAAAGCGUGCGCGCUCGGCACAAAUUAAGGAACUCAAGGUCCUUUCACUGAACCCUCCCGCGAAGCUCACAGCGAGCGCCUGGCCCCUCGGCGUGAAGGAGAUGUACGAAAGCGUCAACUCGGGAUCUGGCACCAGCCAGGAAAAGCUGACGGAGGCCAUCACUAAGCUCAAGGCCCUGAGUCCCGAGGAGUACAAGAAACUCGAAGACAAAGCCGCUCAGAACCGAGCCACCAACGCUGCGAACUAUGAGGCUUGGAUCAAAACACACACCCCCAAGCAGAUUAAGGAAGCCAACAGCGCCCGUCGGUCCUUGUCUCGCUUGCAGAAGAAGCGCAUUGCGCUGCUCCAGGAUGACCGGCUGGUCAAGCGUCCUCGGACUGCUUACUUCUUCUUCAUGUUGGAGCGCAUUCGUGACGGUGACCUCAAGGGCAAGCGUGGCCCCGAUGUUACUCGCAUUGUUGGUGAGGAGUGGUCGAAACUGACCGAGUAUGAGAAGCAGCCUUACAAGAACAAGCAGGCGGAGGACCGCACACGAUUCGAGCGGGAGUACAAGGAAGUAUACGACGAGACUCCGGCUCCAAGCAAUUCCAAAGAUAUGGAAUAA